Messenger RNA from Acanthosepion pharaonis, 4467 nucleotides. NCBI's taxonomy places the organism in Eukaryota, Metazoa, Mollusca, Cephalopoda, Sepiida, Sepiidae. The record is from the annotation of a GenBank genome assembly.
AUGAAGCUUCUGGAAAUUAUUUCUGGAGAAAAAGUUGGUAAACCAAACAAGGGACUUAUUAGAGUGCAGAAAGUGGAGAAUGUCUUAAGAUGCUUGACUUUUUUGAAAUCUAAAAUCCACUUUGAAAAUAUUGGUGCUGAAGAUAUUGUUGAUGGGAAUCCUCGUCUAAUUUUGGGUCUUAUCUGGACCAUUAUUCUGAGAUUUCAAAUCCAGGAGAUCAGUGAAUUUUUGGAGGAAGAUGACAAAGAUGGUGAGAAAAGGUCUGCAAAAGAUGCCCUUUUGCUCUGGUGUCAACGCAAGACAGAUGGAUACCCUGGUGUCCAUAUUGAGAAUUUCACUACAUCUUGGCGGAAUGGUUUGGGAUUCAAUGCACUCAUACAUGCCCACAGACCUGACCUGAUAGCCUACGAAGAACUUAUCCCAUCUGAACACAUCCAGAACCUUAACAAUGCUUUUAAUGCUGCUGAAAAGAUGGGAAUACCAAAAAUGCUGGAUGCUGAGGAUGUGGAUGUGCCAAAGCCGGACGAAAAAGUCAUCAUGACUUAUGUGUCAGCAUAUUAUCAUUAUUUUGCAAAAUUAAAAUCUGAAAUGACAGGCGGCAAAAGAAUUGCAAAGAUUAUCAGCAAUGCAUUAACUUCAGAGAAAAACCAGAAGACAUAUGAGACACUCACUACUAAAUUACUUGAUUGGAUUAAGCAGAAAAUUGAAGAACUGAACAAUCGGGACUUCCCAAAUUCUUUUGAUGGCAUUAAAGAAAAAUUUGUUGAAUUCAAGCAAUACAGAACAGUUGAAAAGCCUCCAAAGUUUGAAGAACGUGGCACAGUUGAAGUACUUUAUUUCAACAUUCAGGCAAAUUUGAAAGCAAAUGGACAAAAGAGUUACGUUCCUCCUGAAGGCAAACUGGUUCAUGAUAUCCAAACUGCAUGGACAAGUCUGGAAAAAGCUGAGCAUGAUCGGGAAGUUGCUCUUCGGGAUAUUUUUAAGAGAUUGGAGAAACUUGAUCAAUUGGCCCAGAGAUUUCAUCGCAAGGCAGACAUUCGUGAGUCUUGGUUGGUGGAUAUGAACCAGAUUCUUGCUGAAGAAACAGAAUGUAACGAUGCCAGUACAACAGAAGCUGCAAUGAAGAAACAUGGGGCAAUCAGUGCAGAAAUUUUAGCUGGGCGUGAUCGAUUCAGUCGAGUGAAUGAGUUGGCUGAAGUACUAAUACGUGAAAAUUAUUAUGAUAAAGAAACAAUCAGAAAGAGAAAUGAAACCCUGAGUCAAGAAUGGAAGAAAUUGUUAGCGUUGCUCAAUGAGCGAAAGAAUAAACUGACUACAAUGGAGGGUUUGAUGGUCGCCCUGAGAGAGAUUGGUAGUAUUGAUGAAGAACUUGCUGAAUGUGAGAUGGCUUUGCGAGCAGAAGUUCCACUCAAACAUCUGCAGGCAGUCGAAGACACUCUUCAGAAAACUGGAUUGGUCCACACACAAAUUAAUGUUCUUUCCAAAAGAAUUGAAAACCUUGACAAAAAGCUGAUGGGGUUGGAAAAGCAAAACCCAAAAGAGGGUGUCCUCACUAAACACACAAAUGAAAUCAACAAAAAAUUAAAAAUGGUGCAAAAACUUUGUGCUGACAAGCAGGCUUCUCUUGAGAAAUCUCUUUGGUACUUCCAAUUCUUGCAGGACCUUGCUGAGGAAGAGCAAUGGAUCAAUGAUAAAAUCACAAUCAUGGGAUCUAAAAACAUCGGCAAAGACCUUAAAGCAGCACUGCACAGUAUGAAGAAACAUGAAGCCCAGGAAGCUGAAGUUAAUGGUCACAAGCAACGUAUUAGUCAGCUUCAGGCCACAGGAAAGCAGUUAGGACAAGAGAAACUCCUAAAGAAUGUCCUUCAGAAGUGGGAACAUCUAAAAGAAUUAAUCAGUGUGCGAAGACUCCUUUUGGAAGAUACCAUUGAAGCUCAACAGUUCUAUGCGGAUUCAAAUGAUGCAGAAUCUUGGAUGAAAGAAAAGAUGACUGUCGUUCGUAGUGAUGACUAUGGACGAGAUGAAACAGGUGCUAAGGCGCUUCUAAACCGACACCAGAGAAUUGUGAAAGAAAUUGAUGCCUUCAACAAUGAAGUUGAACGUCUUCGAGAAUUAUCUGUUCUAAUGACCAAAGCUGCAAGUGAACACAAUAUUUCACCUGAUAAAUUGAGCAAACUUGUAGAGAAUGGCCAAAGUGAUUCGGACUUGGAUGUAAUUGAAGAAGAAGAAGAAGAAAUUGUUGAAAAGGAAGUGCCCAUCAUUAAGAAGAUACCUCGGGUUCGAGCAUUGUUUGGAUACACAAAUCCCCAGGAUGGGACCUUCAUUAAAAAAGGAGAAGAAGCUGAUUUGAUAAAGAAAGCCAGUGAAGAAUGGUGGUGGGUGGUGAAAGAUGAUGAGAGUGGCCUUUAUGUUCCCAUGAACUAUGUCAAGGAGAUCCAACCACGUUCUGUUGAAAUUGGACGGAAGCCAGUUAAAGAGAAGAAAUCUUCAUUACACCGAACACCAUCAGUUCGUUCCAAAGCUAAUCUUCAUUUUGACAAAGACAAUGUUGAAAGUCGCCAGAAGCAAAUUCAGUUUACUUAUAACAAACUGAAAAAGUUGGCACAUGCUCGCCAGAUUUCAUUGGAGGAUUCUGUACGUCUUUUCUCUUUUUACAACCAGUGUGAUGAAUUUGACAGCUGGUUGCAUGAAAAGGAGCAAAUACUACAAAGUAAGGAAUGUCUGUCAGACAAUAUGGCCGCUGUGAAGAACAAUUAUGAGAGUCUAUUAACAAGUCUUGCUGCCAACCGAAGUCGUCUGGUUUCAAUCAAUUCUUUGGCUGAUGAAAUAAUCCAGUCUGGAAGUAGCCAAAAAGACAAAGUUGCAUCUCGGCGACAACAAAUUGUUGACCGUUGGAAUAAUCUCAAUAAAAUGAAGAAUGAGAAAGAAAAACUUCUGGAAGGUGCUUCAAGCAUUGAAAUGUUUAAGUUGACAUGCGAUGAACUUCAAGAAUGGAUCAGUGAGAAAGACAAUGCCUUUUAUGAUGAUGAACUUGGCAAAGAUUUGCAGGCUGCAAAAAAUUUACACAGGAAACAUCUGAACUUGGAGCGGGAGCUUGUACCUGUUGAAGAAAAAAUGAAAAGAAUGGCCUUUUUAGCUGAUACUGUUCGUUCAGCCUACCCAGAUGAAAAACGGUAUGUGGACCGGAGACAGAAAGAAGUUGACAUUCAGUGGAAAGCAUUACAGGAUAAAGUUAACACAAGAAAGAAAUGUUUGCAAGAUUCCUUGGCCAAACAGCAGUUUGUGGAUGAUGCAAAAGAUUUGUUAUCUUGGGCAGAUGUGAUGGAAUCUAAAAUUGCAUGUAUUGAACACCCAAGAGAUCAGAAAGCUGCCAAGGCAUAUUUGGAGGAAAUGAAAGAUCUUGGGAAAGAAAUUAAAGCCAAGAAAGAAAGGUUUCAUCAGUUGAAGAAUGUAAAGCUGCCUGGAGGUCCCACUGGAACAACAGCCGAAUUGCUGAAGAACAUUGAAGCUAAAGAGGCCCAUUUAGACAGCCUCUGGAAAAAACGUUACAAGCAAAUGGAAGAUGCAUUUGCUCUUCAGUGUUUCAAUAAAGAUGCUGACUAUAUUGACUCGAUCACCAGUGGAAAUGAUGCUUUCUUAGGUGUCACUGCAAAUCCGGAAAAUUUGGAUGAUGUUGAGAGACUGAUUCGACAACACAAUAUGUUUUGCAAUACCUUUGAGGCUGGUGAAAAAAGAGUUGAUGCCUUUAGAAAUAAAGCAGAUAAGCUUAUUGCUGAACACCAUCCUGACAGUGACCACAUAAGCAAAAGAAAAAUGCAAGUUCUUGAAAAUCGUGCAAAAAUUAAAGACAAGGCAAGCCAAAGAUCUGCUGAUUUGGAAAAUGCCAGAAAAUUCCAUGAAUUUAAGAAAAAUGCUGAAGAGUGGGGAGAAUGGAUGAAAGAAAAGCGUCAAAAAGCUUCAGAAAAUUCUUAUCGUGAUGCCAACAAUGCACCAGCUCUACUGUUGAAGCAUGAAGCAUUUGAAGCAGAAGUGAAGGCCAACACUGAUAGACUGAAUGCUCUAAAUGAGGAAGGAAAGUCACUUAUUGCUGAACGACAUCCAGAGUCAGAUAAGGUGAAAAAAAUCCUGGCUGAUACAAAUAAUGAAUGGAAUACUCUUUUGGUCAGUUCCGAAGGCAAGACAGGAAAAUUGAAACAAGCUGUGCAAGUAAAGAACAUGGAUAAAACAAUUGAAGAUUCUUUGACACAAAUAAAUGACAUCAAAUUGAAAUGCAGCAAUCCUGAUGUUGGCACUGACCUUCGACAUUGCAAAGAACUUAUUAAAAAACACCAGGCUUUAGAGAAUGAGUUUAAUAUGGUUGGAAAUAAUCUUGAUCGAGUGACAGCAGAAAGCAAGAACAUAACAAGUGCUGACUGUUAUGACAAAGAUGGUGUUCUUUUGUCAGUUGAAGAUUUCAAAAAAAAGUAA